GCAAAGCAAUAUUUGUUACAGGAAAUGUAAAUAAUACGGAAACGAAAUGCCAUGUUUUUCUUGCUGCAGAAAUGGAGAUGAAUGUUUUUCUUUACAUUUUUAUAACACAUCACGUUUAUGGGAAGGCUUUAAAUGCAACACAGAGUAGCGUAUGGUUAAUGAGGGAACCCGGGGAUGCCAUAGAUGGAAAUACAAAGACGUAUUCCCUCACAAAAAACCAAACAAAACAGUUCUGGAGGGUUAGAUUAGAUAAAGUGUACAAUAUUUCUCAAGUGUUCGUCCGCAUCAGAGGAGCCAACACAAAGAAAAUGUUCCAUUUAUACAUCAGCAACGACACGGGCACUUCCAAUGAAACGCUUUGUAAUGAAUUUAGUUUCAACAAUACCAUAAUCAACGAAGAAUACAUCAGAAAUCGAGGAAAACUUCAAGGAAACACUUUAACCUUACAAAGGGAUGGAGAGAUCAGACUUUUUGAGUUUAGACCCUUAGUAAUAAACACUUGGAGUGUACUUGACGUCAUAUCAGGCAAAAUUGUAGACUGUAUUCAAAACGCCUCGUUAGACGUAGUUAGCACCACGCCAAACUACGAUGUAAAAAAGCAGUGUCCUGUUUGUGAAUCACAGAUUUUCCCAAAAUUGUGCAAUGAAAUGAAAGAAACGAGACAGAAGAUUCAAUCAAAUAUUUCAUUGAGUACAUCAAGAAAAAUUAAAAAUGCAUAUCAUGAUGCCAGCUGUGACGAAAAAUAUUCGACUUCUAAAUGUGGAAAUUGUGUUGACACAUGUACUACAUGCCAUGAAGAACUGAACUGCACAUACUGUAAUUCAACCAUGCUUGAAAAGAUAUGCGAGAAAAGAUGCCAAUCUCUAUGUUCAAAUAACGAAAUUUGGAUCACCAUCCUGAUUGUGUGUGGAAGUUCGUUUGGAUGUAUUUUAAUAUUGGGUUUUGCUUUAUUCCUCAAGUUAAAGUUAAAAUUCAAGAAACAGAAUGAAAAAAGCUAUGACGUCAUCGUUCUCGAGGAAAUCCAUCACAGUGUUCCAGAUCUUCUGAACUUUGAGUUAGAGGAAGAGGAAGUAGAAUACUGCAAUAUGACGUCAUACCGCGUGCCCAUAGAUACCUUUAUACAGGACGUAGCACGGAAGAAAACUUACAACACAUUCAUAGAAGAAUUUCAGUCGCUACCAAAUGGAUUGACAGAUGCUUACACAGAGGCUUUGAAAUGGACAAAUAUGUCUAAAAAUAGAUAUAGAAAAGUUUAUCCCUAUGACUACUCGAGAGUAAUUCUGGACCCGACUGAAAGUUUUGUCAAAACAGAUUAUAUAAAUGCAUCAUACAUCAAUGGAUACGACAGGGAGAACGCCUACAUUGCUGCACAAGGUCCGUUUUCUUCUGAUACACUGAAGGACUUUUGGGUGAUGAUCUGGCAGAAUAACUGUACAAGAGUGGUGAUGCUGACCAAUAUAUACGAGGGUGAAAAGAUAUCCUGUCUGAGAUAUUGGCCACACACUGAGGACUACAUUGGACCGUUUCACAUCAAAGUAGAAAGACAGGACAGUUACAGGGACUAUACAAUAAGACAGCUUGUUGUUACCAAGGAAACUGAACAUCAAGAGAGACCGAUGCGCAUCAGUCACUUUCACUUUACCGCAUGGCACGAAACAAGAGUACCAGAGUGUGAGGACUCUAUCCUGUGUUUUAGAAACCUUGUUAAAUGUGGACUUUCGUCAUCAGACGGACCUAUACUUGUCCACUGCAGUGCAGGUAUAGGACGCACUGGGACCUUCAUAGCUCUGGAUUAUCUCCUGGAGGAGAGUUUGGAUAGAAAAGAUCUUGAUGUCAUUAACUGCGUGUCUGCACUUCGUCAACAAAGAGGAUUUGCAGUUCAGACUUGUGAGGAAUAUAUUUUCCUUCACGAAGCACUUGUGAAAUAUUUCUUGAAACAUCGUCUGAUGACCGCCGCUCACCAUCUUCCGUUGCAGAGUGUAUCAUUAAUUUAGUAGAAUUUACAAGAGCAUUAAAAAUUCUAC
This is a messenger RNA of Saccostrea cuccullata (small rock oyster), 2024 nucleotides long. Its product is annotated as receptor-type tyrosine-protein phosphatase alpha-like. Gene Ontology annotation, molecular function: protein tyrosine phosphatase activity. Gene Ontology annotation, biological process: protein dephosphorylation. The record is from RefSeq and is a predicted model, not a curated record. Lineage: Eukaryota; Metazoa; Mollusca; Bivalvia; Ostreida; Ostreidae. The transcript is spliced from 15 exons. The coding region runs from base 72 to 1994 and encodes 640 amino acids.